AGCAUGAAGAUCUAGUCUCCGUAAUUUCCUUGGACAAGAAGAAGGAAAUCUGCCUGGGAAACCUGCACGUGUACAAGUUCCCGCUUCAUCCCCUCCCACUACCCAGAGGUCUCAGGGGUGCUGGUUCUGAUGUCUGAUACCCAGCGCUACUGAAAACAGCUCUGGGGGGACUUUGCAGGCCCCAGGAGGGAACUAGUGAAAGAUGGUCCUUCUGACUGUGACUGUGAGGGGAUCUGAUUAAGGGCCUGGGUCAACACCUUUGAAGGCACUUUCUGUGACUCCUCAACAUAUUGUCACCUGAGGAAACAUCCCAGACCCCUAUCACAACCCGGAAACAAAUGGCUGCUUCUCAGAAGUAUGGCGCAUGAUGAGGAAACAUUGGCAUCACAGGAACCGGUGACCUUCAGGGAUGUGGCCAUAGAUUUCUCUCAGGAGGAAUGGGAAUGCCUGGACCCAGCUCAGCAGAAAUUGUACCUGGAUGUGAUGUUGGAGAACUACAACAACUUGGUGUCCGUGGCUGUGCCACCUAAAGAUAACCAAGCCUUUAGGCCAAAGCCCGGAAUAGAAAAUUUAUUCCCUGAAAUAAUACUGAGUACACAUAAUGGAGCUAGCAAUUAUCAAUGGAUUGAACACUGGAACAACUUUAAGCAAGAGUCAUAUCUUAAUCAUCGGACAAGUGAGCUUGCAGAGGACCAUCAGAAAAGUGGAAAUGUCUUUGACCAAAUGUCCAGUCACAAUAUACGUCAGGUUAUUCGUAUUGUGAAGAAGACACGCCAAGGAAAUCAAUGUGUCCAUUCUUUUCAGCAGUCUUCAAAUUACAGUGGGCAAGAGAAUAUUCAUCCUGGGGAGGAGGCUUACAAAUGGAAUCUUUGCGGUAGAAUCUCCAGUCAAAUAUACAAUCUAAAUGGACAGGAAACAAUCCAUAGUGGAGAAAAACCUUAUAAAUGUAAAGAUUCUGGUAAAACAUCUAAUUGGCCUUCAGGUUGUACUCUAAAAAAGAGAAUUCGUACUAGAGAGAAGUCUUACAAAUGUAAAGCAUGUGGGAAAGCCUUCCAAUGUCGUUCGUCUCUUAUUGUACAUGAGGGAAGAAUUCAUGCUAAUGCAAAAUUUUACAAACUCAAGGAAAAUGGAAAAGGCUUUAGUCAGUCCUCAAGACAUACUCAACAUCAUAGAAAUCACAGGGGAAAAAAGACUUAUAACUGUUCAGAAUGCGGCAAAGCCUUUAGCUUACCCUCCACCCUUAUUCUUCAUCAAAGAAUUCACACUGGAGAGAAACCUUAUAAAUGUAGAGAAUGUGGUAAAGCAUUCCUCCGCGCCUCAAGCAUGAUUCGACAUCGGAAAGUUCAUACUGGAGAGAAACCUUACCAAUGUAGCGAAUGUUUGAAAGCCUUUAGACAGUCCUCCUCCCUUAAUCGUCAUCAGCUUAUUCAUACUGGAGAGAAGCCUUAUAAAUGUACAGAAUGUGGCAAAGCGUUCAUUGAGUCCGCAGCUCUUAAUCGACAUCGGAGAGUUCAUACUGGAGAAAAGCCUUAUAAAUGUACAGAAUGUGACAAAGCCUUUAGGCGUUCCUCAAGACUUCGAAUUCAUCAGAGAAUUCACACUGGAGAGAAACCUUACAAAUGUAGAGAAUGUGGCAAAUCCUUUAUCAGCCAUACAGGUCUUAAUAAUCAUCAAGGUGUUCAUAAUGAAGAUAAGCUUUAUAAAUGUAGAGAAUGUGGUAGAGCAUUCCUUCUUGCCUCAAAUAUGAUUCGACAUCAGAAAGUUCAUACUGGAGAGAAACCUUACAAAUGUAGAGAAUGUGGCAAAGCCUUUAGUGAUUCCUCCUCCCUUCAUAGACAUCAGACAAUUCAUACUGGUGAGAAGCUUUACAAAUGUAGAGAAUGUGGCAGAGCCUUUGGGCACUCCUCAUCCCUUAGUUAUCAUCGUAGAGUUCAUACUGGAGAGAGGCCUUACAAAUGUAGAGAAUGCGGCAAAGCCUUCAGGAAAUCCCAAACUCUUACUGACCAUCAGAAAACUCAUACUGGAGAGAAGUGUCAUGAAUGUAGAGAAUGUGGCAAAGUCUUUAGCCGGGCCUCAGAACUUACUUUGCAUCAGAGAGUUCAUACUGGAGAGAAGCCGUAUAAAUGUGAAGAAUGUGGCAAAACCUUUAGACAGUCCUCACAACUUACUUUGCAUCUGAGAGUUCAUACGGGAGAGAAGCCGUAUAAAUGUAGAGAAUGUGGGAAAAGAUUCAGUGCGACACAGUCUCUUAAUUAUCAUCAGAAAGUUCAUACCAGGGAGAAGCCUUAUAAAUGUAGAGAAUGUGGCAAAGGAUUCAGUGCGGCACAGUCUCUUAAUUAUCACCAGACAAUUCAUACUGGGGAGAAGCCUUAUAAAUGUAGAGAAUGUGGCAAAGGAUUCAGUGUAGAAAAAUCCCUUAUUCAUCAUCAGAGAGUUCAUACUGGAGAGAAGCCUUAUCAAUGUAAUGAAUGUGGCAAAGAGUUUAGGCGUUCCUCAAACUUGUCUAGGCAUCAGAGAUUUCAUACUGGAGAGAAGCCUUAUAAAUGUAAUGAAUGUGGCAAAGCCUAUGCCUAUUCCUUAUCCCUUUCUCGUCAUCAUAGUGUUCAUAGUGGAGAGAAACCUUAUAGGUGUAAUGAAUGCGGCAAAGCCUUCAGUGACUCCUCUACCUUAACACACCAUCAAAGAGUUCAUACUGGUGAGAAGCCUUAUAUGUGUAAUGAAUGCGGCAAAGCCUUCAGUGAGUCCUCUAAAUUUACACGCCAUCAAAGAAUUCAUAGUGGUGAGAAGCCUUACAAAUGCAAACAAUGUGGCAAAGCCUUUACCCGGUCCUCAAACCUUACUAAUCAUCAGAGAGUUCAUGCUAGAUAGAAGCCUCAGAAAUGUAGAUAAUGUGGCAAAGUCUGCAGGCAUUCCUCAGGCCUUCCUGCUCCUCAGAUAACCCCUACUUGAGAGAGUCUUCAUGAAUGUAGAGACUGUGGCCACGCCUUUUGCCAGUCCUCACCCUUUAGUAAGCAUCAGAGAGUUCACACUGGAGAGAAGCCUUACAAAUGUAGAGAAUGUGGCAAAGCCUGCAGGCAUUACUCAGCCCUUAUUUCCCAUUUCAGAGUUCAUACUGGAGAGAAGGCCUGUAUGUGUCGAAUUUGUGUGGAAAAUGUGGCAAAUCCUUUGACAACCCCUCAAAACUUUCUCCACAUCAGAGAGUUCAUACUGGAGAGAAGUAUUAAAGAUUUGAGGAGAGUCAUAAGUCCUUUACCAGCAAUUAGUACUUACCAAACUCACAGAAUUCUAAAUGGGAAGAAGCCUUCUGAAUGUAAAACAUGUAGAAAACCCAUUAAAAAGCAAUCUUUUAUUGCUGUACAUGAGAGACUUCAUAGUAAAGAGAGAACUUAAAAUUGUACAGUAUGUGCAAGAGCCUGUACCCACAGCUCAACUUUACUGAAUAACCAAUGUUUAUAGUGGAGGAAAGCCUUUCACUGUAGAAAAUGUGAGAAAGCACUGACUGACAUUUCUUGGUGGUUUAGCUUUGACCUAUGAACCACAAUGUCUGUGCAGUUCCCUGGCUGGGCAUAAGCCCUGGUUGGAGACUCAAUCUCCAGUGUGGGGCAUACAGGAGCUAGCUGAUCCAUGAUUCCCUCUGGUCAUUGAAAUUUCUAUCGUUCCCUCUCUUUUCCUCUCUGAAAUCAAUAAAAAUAUAUUUUGAAAAAAGAAAA
Messenger RNA from Myotis lucifugus (little brown bat), 3710 nucleotides. Its product is annotated as zinc finger protein 91-like. Gene Ontology annotation, molecular function: DNA-binding transcription repressor activity, RNA polymerase II-specific. NCBI's taxonomy places the organism in Eukaryota, Metazoa, Chordata, Mammalia, Chiroptera, Vespertilionidae. The transcript is spliced from 6 exons. The record is from RefSeq and is a predicted model, not a curated record. Gene Ontology annotation, biological process: negative regulation of transcription by RNA polymerase II. Bases 358 to 2868 code for a protein of 836 amino acids.